Messenger RNA from Manduca sexta (tobacco hornworm), 1719 nucleotides. RefSeq names its product microtubule-associated protein futsch-like. NCBI's taxonomy places the organism in Eukaryota, Metazoa, Arthropoda, Insecta, Lepidoptera, Sphingidae. Bases 1 to 1719 code for a protein of 572 amino acids. Gene Ontology annotation, molecular function: zinc ion binding; nucleic acid binding. The transcript has 3 exons. The record is from RefSeq and is a predicted model, not a curated record.
AUGGUUAGCGGAUGGAGCUCAGUCGCGGGCACCAGAUCUAUGGAGAUCAAGACGGCAGCGGCGGAGCCAUUCCGGAAGCGGAUCAGGUGCAGGAUCGGGGAUACGUCCUCCGAGGGCGGCGGGGCAAAGGCUUCGUGCGUCGCUCCCCGGAAACGGGCGGAUCCCAUCCGCACUCGCGGAGCGAAGGUGAAGGGUCGGGCCCUCAAAGAAGCGAGGGACAGCGGGAAGCUCGCCGAGGAGGGCGGCACCCGAUCGCCGCACGACCUCAAAAGCCGAGAAAAAAGGGCCAAAUUUGAGGAGGUCGUGAUGGCGGCGAUUGCGAGUGUCCGCCAAAAGAAAUUGCGGUCCUCGAAAGAGAAGGCUGCGCAAGAGGCCGCGGCCUCCAUUAUGGCGGCAGCAGCGGCCACCUUCUUGGAGUCGGAACCCGAGUCGGGUAACGAGGGGAUGAGGGCCGAUAUCGCCCGGCUAUCGACGGAGGUUGAGCGUCUCUCUAGGGAGAACGCGGAACUCAAGUCCAGCCGGGCCUCAGCCCUCGUUCAGUCCUCUCGUCCUGUAGAGACGCCUCCAGAGGUGAGUGCGGUGCAGCCGGCGGACAGAUCGGUGCCCUCUGCCCGGUUCGCGGUUCUGGAGGGCAUUGUCCUCCGGCCACCUCUGGCGGGCUCCAAGAAGGCUGCGUCCUACGCGGCCGCCGCGGCUCCGCAACCCACGCCGGGGACGUCCGGCCCGACGAGCCAAAGCUCAGGGCCAUCCACGAGGCCAACGAAGCCGUCGUCGUCGUCUCCGCCGCCUCCGCCUCCGGCCUCCCAGAGGACGCUCGCAGCAGAUAAGCCCAAAAAGGCGAAGGCUGCGCGGAGAGCGGCGAAGCCGGCGGAGCUGGCAGAGACGGCUCCCCCACCUACUCUCUUGCCUGCUGAUGAUGCCGGCUGGACAGUGGUGGGGGCCAAAGAGAGGACCCGACGCACGGAGCGGCGGAAGGCGCAGCGGCAGCGCGCCAAGGAGAGGAGCGUCGCCAAUAUGCUUCGCGCCCCGAAGUCCGCAGCUGUAGUCGUCACACUACAGCCGGAAGCGGUAAAGAAGGGCGUGACGUACGCGGACCUCCUUUCCAAGGCAAAGGGGUUAAUCAACCCCGCGGAGCUUGGGAUUGCUGGGGGGUUGCGGUUAAGAGUAACCGCAACCGGAGCCCGGAAACUCGAGCUCCCGGGAGCCAGCAGUGGCCCGGUCGCGGACGCCCUAGCUGCAAAGCUACGGGCGGCGUUUGAUGCGGCCGAGGCUAGAGUGUCCAGACCCGUAAAGAGCGUAAGCUUGCGCAUAUCGGGUCUGGAUGACUCCGUCACGGUGGAGGAAGUGGUGGCCGCCAUUGUCAGGACCACGGGAUGCUCAGCUGAAGAGCUGAAGCCGGGAGCCCUACGUCCCGACUAUGCGGGUAUGCUGGCCAUCACGGUCAGCUGCCCCGUGACGGCGGCCAAAGUGGUGGCUGAGGGCCGGAGGCUUUGGUGCACCUCGGAGGUCGACCGCAGCGCGUUGUGCUUCCGCUGCGGUCAGCCCGGUCAUAAAAUCGGCUCGUGCACCGCCGACAAGCCGCACUGCUUAGCCUGUGCGGCGGUUGGCAAGCUCCAACCGAACACCGGGCGGGGAGUAGAGCCUGCGCCGCUCCCGCCAAUACCGGGGCAAACGCCGGCCCACGGCCUCCACUGCCGCUUCCGCCGCGGCUCCCGCUAG